Molecule: messenger RNA, 4039 nt
Organism: Phascolarctos cinereus (koala)
Lineage: Eukaryota; Metazoa; Chordata; Mammalia; Diprotodontia; Phascolarctidae
Source: RefSeq, a predicted model, not a curated record
CAGAGACAGUAGGGCAUAAAAGGGUAUAUAUAUGUAAGGGGAGUGUAUUUGUGGUAGAGGAAGGGAGUGUCUCAGAAGACAGAACAGCUCACAAGGUGCUUAUGUCAGAGUCUGCCCUUUAGUACUUUGGUUAGCACAUGGAAAAGGGGGAAGGAGGGAGGUGAGGAAACUAUGCCGGGCCCAGGGGUGUUGGGGGCUCAGUGGGCCAUGAGAAAGAAGUGAGUCACAUCAGGAGUCCUCGUCCAGCACAGCUCUAAGCUGAAGAGCUCAGGCUGGAGCAAUAGCGAAGUUCCUCCUUAGCUAUACCUGAAGAGGCAGGCAAGAGGCGGAAAAGGAGCUAACCCACCAGAACAAUCCUGGACAGAGCAGAGCCAGAGAUAAGAGACUACCCGAGAACGGGAACCAUGGCUCCUGGUACUUCUUGGUGGCUAUGGGUUCUGGGAACCCUGGUGGGACUUUCACCGAGGGUAAUAUCCAAGCUUCACUGCCCACAAGGACAAUACCAGGUGGAGCAAGGAUCAUGGUGCUGCCAACUAUGUAAUCCAGGCACAUUCCUAGUAGGGGACUGUGACGGUGACGGGAAGGAAGCUCACUGUAAAUCCUGUAUCCCUGGAUUCUCCUUCACCCCAGACCACCAUGCCCAGCGCCAAUGUGAGAGCUGCCGAAUCUGUGUUAAUGGCUUUCCGAUUCAGAGCUGCAACAUCACUACCAAUACAGAGUGUGCCUGCCCCAAGGGGCAACAGUGUCGAGAUAAGGAAUGUACCAGCUGUGAUCCCCAACCUACACACCUGCUGAGCACACCCCAGUACACCGUCAGAAGUACACAUCAACACCCUGCAACCACACACCAACACCCUACCAACACCCACUCAGCUUACUACUCCGAGACAGCUGGCACUAGUGCUCCAACAGGACCUGCCCAAAGCCCACCAGGAACAGUCCCAUCCAGCCAGGUCAGCAUUUACAUCCUCCUCAUUCUCUGUGGAUUGAUUCUGACCAUCUUCAUUCAUGGGACUUGGCUUAUCCUGAAAAAAAGAAACCGCCAACUCAAAAAGGAACAAGACAAGAAAAUGCUAGUCAAGUUCUGCCUAACUGGAUCCAGAGAAGACCUAGGCCCCUGCUGUCCAAAGCAGGAGGAAGGGAACACUGUGCCUAUCCAAGAAGAUUACAGAAAGCCUGACCCUGCCUCUUACCCCUAAGCCAGACUUAGCAAGGCAGUACUGACAGGACAGCAUUCUUCUCUACCUUGGCCUGGCUCCUGGCAUGACUAUUAUGAGUGUGGGAGAUCUGAGAACCCUCUCACUCAAUACCAACACCUCCUAGGAGCCCUCGACACCACCCCCUGCCCAGGUGUCUUCCCCCUUUCUUACCUAGAAACUUCAUUUGACUUUACAAACAGUGGAGAAGGGUGUCGAGAGAAAAGGAGAACACAUGUUGGGGUGUGGUAAGGCUAAGGAAGAUUGUGAUGAGAAGCAGAGGACACUUGGUGCACCCUGUGGUCUCACAUGGGGACUCAGUAAAGUAGAAAGAGCUCAUAUAUACAAAUAAAACUGCCGCACUUCUCUGGCUGAGAAAAAGCAAGCCCCAAUUGUUGUAUCGGAUAGCAAAUCAUCAAAUUAAGGAGAGGAAAUAUAAAUAUGUACCCCCUCCAGUCUCUUAACAUGAAAUGCUGAGAUCCUUAAGAAUUUGAUGAAUCAAUUCACAGGCUGCUCCCCACUAUUCCUCAAAGCCACCUUCUCUCUCCAUACAUGAAGAGUUUUCUCUGCCCUAGAGGGUAUUUAUUCAGGUUCUGACUGGGGGAUAUACUAUAUACUAUACUAAAUCUAACAACAGAAGCAUCCCAGAGGUAAUGGGAAAAACUCAGAUCAUAGACCCUUAACUGCUCAGUCCAGGACCAUGUCCUUUGGCAUUAGUAGAGCCUACUGCUUCUUUCUUCUGCAUGAAGAAGAUUCUGAGGUGAUCCCCUUAGUCACUAACAAACUAGGGAUGGGGGAGGACAGAGAGAGGAAACAGUUGGUAUUGGAAGCAGUGUCACUGCCUCAGAGUGAACGUGGACUGGAAGAGUACUAUCUAAAAGUGGGGCUUGGGAAAGGAUGCCAGGAAAGUUGGCUCUUUCUCAGGUACACUGGAUGGCUCCACUGACUUCCAAAGGCUGCUCCUCUGCCUCAUCCCUAGCGAAAGGAGAAACUUUAAGACUAUCCCAAAAACUCCCCAUCCCUAGAAUUUCUCUGCUGCACAUCACUCUGAAGAGCCCUAAAAGCUCACCACUACCCCUCAGUUCCCCACAUCCUUCUCCAUAACCGGUCAGGCCAAAGUCUAAUCCCUUUAUUUCACAGAUGAGGUCCAAAGAGUACCCAGGAUUUUACAACUAGUAAGUGUCUGAGGCAGAAUAUCAACUCAGGUCUUCCCGACUCCAAGUCCAGGGCCCAUUACUCCACGCAGGGGAGUGCUACCCAUCUUACCAAAUACAGAAAGUAGGUGACUGAGACACCUCUUGCUCUCCUUACAGACCAGAGAGAAGACUACUGCUGAAGGCAUAGCUUGGGUCAUCAGGAAAAUUCAGGUGCCUGAGAGAGAGAACUCUGUUUCUAUGACAAUAGGAAUCCUUGGGGAUGAUCCUGAAGGGGCCAUCUUAUACCUCAAAUUUAACCUGCCCCCAGGCCCUGAGGGUACAAGGCCAAUUGCAGGCAAUAAAGUGGAAAGUAUACUGGAGAGGUACACAUUUCACAUUUAUCAUCUUCAGUGGCCCAGGAGAUGGAUCUCUUCUACCUUGUCCAACUUCCUUCUAGAAACCACAGAAGACGGAAGAUUCCUUAAGGUAUGUGAUCUAUUUGGCUGCAACUUUAAGCAUGGUGGAGCAGAGGGUGUUCUUCAGAGUACACCUGGGUAAUUCGCUCUGGAAAAGCUUCUGUCCAGGAAUGAGGACAACACAGACCUCUUGAAGAUGGCAGGCUGUUUCCAGUAGUGCCAAGGAAAUUAAGUGUAUGACAGAGAAUAUCUGCAGAUGCAACGUCCAGUCAGUUUCCUGUCCUCACUUCCACCAGCUAGCACCUGCUUGUGGCUGGACAGCUACGGGUCUCAAAAUGAGAUAUCAAACAGCAUGGAACACAAGAGUGGACAGCAAUUCCAUUGCCAACAUAGAAGGAUAUCUUUAAUCGCAAUCAGAAGAGCAAAUAGCACAGAAGCACCAGUGCUUUAACCUAUGGAGAAAUCUGCCCCUAGUUUAGGCCAAGUCACCCAGAAGCCAUCAGGUUGGUGGUAGGAAUUUGUAUUUUUUUUCUUUUUUCAGAGUACACGAAAUUGGUAAAUGUGCUACAUGCCUUACUUGGAAUACAAUUAUUAUUAUUUUAUACAAGUAUGAGAUUAGAGGAAGGGAAAGAAAGACAGAGAGGGGACAACAGACACAGCGAAAAAUCCCACAACGGCUCAUGACAAACCGGAAGGGAUGGGGGAACAUGGGGAAAUCUGCUUCAUUUGGCUGGAAAGUCCUGGGUGUGUAUACAACAGCAUUUUUGCCCAUGCAUGGGGAUGAUAGCAAAGAGACAGAAUCAGGUCAGGGGUCAAGAAAGUAGGAGUGAAGACAUCCUCCCGACCCCCCCCCAACCCCUCCAAAAAGAGCCAACCUUGGAGAAUCUAUUCUGGUCACUGGAAAGGAGCUCUUAGCCACAAAAGAAACCCAGAGUGCAAAAUCCUUUGACAAAGCGCUUAAAGUGAUGAAGAGGCUGGGGCUUAGUGAGCCCAGGGGGCUGGUUUGUUCCUGGCUCUAGAGGCAGCGAGGACAGUGGUGGUUCUUCUCCAGCGGUGUCCCCCCAAGAGAGGAAGGCGCCCAGAGGACAGUGGAGACCUUCUUGGGGGAGACGUUGGGAGGGUACACUCAUUGCUUCCUUCUAGCUCUUCAGUCCCGCCACAGGGCAGGACAAAGGGAGUAUGGAAGUAGGCAGGGGUUGGGGAAGGGUGUUUUGUGUUUUUGGUUGUUUUUUUUUUUUUGCAAAUAAAAUGGUGGUGCAUGGAAGGUGAACAUGCAGCCCCAAGCCCUAUA